AUGGCAAAAACAAUCAAAGUAAUUGGUUGCGUAAUGGCAGUCGUGACACUAGGACUACUGUUCCUGGGGCCUCAACUGCUGCAGCUGCCGAGGGGCAAGCCAAGUGACAUUCACAUUAAUGUGACGCAUGAAUUAAAUAAAUUGACGUUGCCGCCUGCAACAAAUUUGAACAGUUUUCAGCAACAACAAGAAGAGAAAGAACAUGAAUUGCUGGUGCGACUGCAUCGCCACAAACGCUAUCUACUCUUUCCCGAGGGCAGCUCAUUUCAACUGGUCUUCGACUUAAUCAUACCCAUCGUGGACUACACGAAUUUCGCCAUCAUGGGCAUCACAUGCGCCGUGGCCUGGGAGUUGCCCAGUAAGCCGGCCAGCGAACUGAUUGAAAAUGUGCGCACACGUCUGAACGACGGGACUCUGGGCGUAGUGCGACGCAAUGACAGUGUGGCGGCUCCGCCAAAGGAUGCCUACUAUCGACCGCCUGCUAAUUGGCAUGCGUUGCACGCGCAGUCAAAUCAACAGACAAAGGCGACGCCAUCUCCGCCCCCGCCACCAAAGUCCCCUCCAUUGCCCACUGGCCACCACUAUACAAAUGGUUGGCGCGACGCUGCCACUUCCGCUUAUGCAAAUGCAAAUGCACAGCGGCCAUGGCAAACGGAGGCUGGUGCCACCGACAUUGGCAUGGGCCCGGCUAAUUGGCAUGCGCGACAGCCUAACAAUUGGUGGGAGCGCAAUAAAGCGCGUAUCGAAGAAAAUUGGCGUGAUAAGCAACGCCUGUGGAGCACCUAUGAACCAUCGUCGCGCAAUAAUUAUUACACCCCUGGACGUACUGGACGUCAAAGAAAACUGCUGCAAGCUCCUCCUACUCAUCGCGUUUAUCCUGUGUUUGGCAAACGAAGAAGACGACGCCGGAGCUUGGAUACAGAUGCUGCUUUCGAUCGCAUUCAUUUAAAGAUGCAUUUGACCUCGCGGGAAAUGCUUUUCCGAAAGAUUGAAAGGUUAUAUACGGCUCAAAAACUAAAUGGCACUGCCUGCGUGCUUCGUGCACUUUGCGAAUCGAGAGAAAGGCUUAAGGGGACAGCGCAACCACAAAGUUUUAUAAUGGAGUUACUAUCUGCAAUAUUUCAGUUGCCAACGCGUGCUAACAAUAAUACUGAUGGGACGGAAAAGUACAUUUCAUUGCAUUACCUGGAGACCCACGCGCAAGGUGGAGACUGUGCACAAUUGUACAGUGAUUGCAGUCACACCUUCUGGUUGGAUUAA
This is a messenger RNA of Scaptodrosophila lebanonensis, 1260 nucleotides long. RefSeq lists its product as uncharacterized. Bases 1 to 1260 code for a protein of 419 amino acids. NCBI's taxonomy places the organism in Eukaryota, Metazoa, Arthropoda, Insecta, Diptera, Drosophilidae. The transcript is spliced from 4 exons. The record is from RefSeq and is a predicted model, not a curated record.